AUGAGCGGGCCAAGCACAAGAGCGUGUCUGCGUGCGCUAGCGAGCGCAGCGAGCGGCACAAGCGCGGCAGGCACCAGCAGGCUCCCGCUGCCCCGGCCGGCGUUCGCGCGCGCGCUGGCCACCUCGGCGCCAGCAGCCUCGGGCCACAACCGCUGGUCCAAGAUCCGCCACCGUAAAGGCGCGGCCGACGCAGCGAGGGGCCAGCACUGGUCGCGGCUGAUGACUGCUGUCCACAUGGCGCUGCGGCCGCCUGCAUCGCACGACCCCGGACAGAACCCGCGCCUCGCGUUCGCUCUCCAGCGGGCCAAGGACGGCGGGGUGCCCAAGGCGAAUGUGGAGCAGGCUUUUGAGCGGGCCCGCAAGGCGCUCGACGGCACAGGCCAGUCGAUCGUGUACGAGGCCAUCGGGCCGGGCGGGCAGAGCGCGUUCAUGGUCGAGUGCUUGACUGAUAGCCCGGCGCGCACCGUGUCGCGGGUCAAGGAGAUCCUGCACAAGAACGGCGGCCGCGUGUCGGCCGUGAGCUUCCUGUUCGAGCGCAAGGGCCUGGUGCGGGUCCAGCCUUUGCCUGGCGCGUCGUUUGACGCGUUGUUCGAGACGGCCGUCGAGGGCGGCGCGGAGGACGUGCGCGAGGCCGAGGUGGACGAGGAGGGCAAGGACGAGCCGGUGUGGGAGGUCCGCACCGCCCCGACCGACCUCGGCGCCCUCACCGACCUCCUGACCUCGCCGCCGCACGACGCGUCGUACGCGCUCGUGUCGUCUGAACUCGCGUUCCUCCCGCUCGACCCUCUGCCCGUCGACGAGACGGACGACCACUUCGAGGCUGCUGCGCGCAUUGCCCAGCUGCUUGAAGACGACGCCGACGUGGUCAAGGUAUGGACCAACAUCGAGUAGUAGCAGGCUGGCAUGGUAGAGCAUACAUAUACAUAGAUAGAUGCAUAGCAGCACACAAG
Vanrija pseudolonga is the source of this 950-nucleotide messenger RNA. Its product is annotated as putative transcriptional regulatory protein. The coding region runs from base 1 to 891 and encodes 296 amino acids. Gene Ontology annotation, cellular component: mitochondrion. The record is from RefSeq and is a predicted model, not a curated record. NCBI's taxonomy places the organism in Eukaryota, Fungi, Basidiomycota, Tremellomycetes, Trichosporonales, Trichosporonaceae. The transcript is spliced from 6 exons.